CCUAUCACCACAAUGAACACCAUGGCCACCAUCUUUCAUAACAUCACCUUUCCCUCUCAAUUUUGGUGCUUUUGGUUCAUCACUGCCCUCCUCCUUCAUUUCUUCCUCAAAAAACUUCUCCCAAACCCUAAAUCCUCGAUCCCCGGCGGUUACGCGCUGCCCCCGAGCCCACCGGCCCUCCCUCUCAUCGGCCAUCUCCACCUUCUCACCCCAGUUCUAGUCACCUCCUUCCAAACCCUAGCUCGUCGUUAUGGCUCCCUCAUCGAGCUUCGACUCGGCGCAUCCAAAUGCGUCGUCGUCUCUACCGCUACAGUUGCCAAAGAGGUCCUCAAAACUCACGAGCACAAUUUCCUCUCCCGACCGGAGUUCGGUGCCUCCGAGCACUUCAUAUACCGAGGGUCGAGAUUCGUCAUGGCUCCCUACGGACCCUAUUGGCGAUUCAUGAAGAAACUUACCAUGACACGGCUUCUCUCACCGCCACAGCUCGCUAUCGCCUCCGCAAUCCGAAGGGACGAGGUGGGUAAACUAGUGGAGAGAAUUGAAGCAAAUUCAAGAGAAAAGAAACCAUCGGAUUUGAGAUUGGAAUUUACCACUUUGACAAAUAAUAUCAUAUCAAGAAUGCUUUUGAGCACAAGAUGUUGUGAUGGAAUUGAUGAAGCUCAAGAAGUUCAAGAUUUGAUGUGGAAGAUCAAUAGGCUUGCUGGGAAAUUGAGUUUGGGAGACAUUUUGGGACCUUUCAAAGUGCUUGAUUUCUCUGGAAAUGGCAAGAAAUUUGUUAGAACCAUGAAGAGAUUUGAUGGGUUGGUGGAGAGGAUAAUGAAGGAGCAUGAAGCCGCCAUCAAUGGCGGCGGCGAUCCCGACCGAAAACUAGACGUAUUGGACAUCUUGCUCGAGUGUCACAACGAUCCAAAUGCGGAGAUGAACAUAACAAGAAAAGAUAUCAAAUCCUUCUUGCUCGAUCUUUUCAUGGCGGGCACUGACACGACAGCCACAGCGAUAUUAUGGGCGAUGGCUGAGCUUUUGAAUCGUCCAAAAUCAAUGGAGGAGUUAAGAAAAGAGAUAAUUUCGGUGGUCGGAGAGGAGAAGCUAGUUCAAGAAUCCGACCUCCCUAACCUCCCGUAUCUCCGUGCGGUGGUGAACGAAACACUCCGGCUGCACCCAUCAGCGCCGUUGAUCAUCAGAGAAUGUUUAGAUGACUGCAUCAUCAACGGUUCACUAGUCAAGGCGAAAACACGAGUCUUGGUCAACGCUUAUGCUGUCAUGAGAGACCCAGAAUCUUGGUCGGAGCCCGACAGGUUCUUGCCGGAGAGGUUUCUAGAAGGGUCAAAUGAGAACAUUGGUAGCCACCGUAUGGAGAUGAAGGGGCAAAAUUUCCGGUAUAUUCCGUUUGGGAGUGGGAAGAGAGGUUGCCCUGGUUCCUCCCUUGCCUUGCUAGUUUUCCCAUGUGCAAUGGCAGCCAUGGUGCAGCGGUUUGAUUGGAAGGUUGACGGUGACGGCGACGGCAACACCAUCGAUUUGACACCCGGGCCAGGUUUCGCUGCCGAGAUGGCAACACCGCUCGUUCGUUAUGCCGACCCCAUUAAUAAGAAUACUUAAUUAUAAAUUCUGUCGAUAUGCAU
Messenger RNA from Cucurbita pepo subsp. pepo (vegetable marrow), 1619 nucleotides. RefSeq names its product cytochrome P450, family 712, subfamily A, polypeptide 1 (gene CYP712A1). NCBI's taxonomy places the organism in Eukaryota, Viridiplantae, Streptophyta, Magnoliopsida, Cucurbitales, Cucurbitaceae. Gene Ontology annotation, molecular function: heme binding; oxidoreductase activity, acting on paired donors, with incorporation or reduction of molecular oxygen, NAD(P)H as one donor, and incorporation of one atom of oxygen; iron ion binding. Gene Ontology annotation, cellular component: membrane. The record is from RefSeq and is a predicted model, not a curated record.